Molecule: messenger RNA, 1699 nt
Organism: Gossypium arboreum
Lineage: Eukaryota; Viridiplantae; Streptophyta; Magnoliopsida; Malvales; Malvaceae
Exons: 12
Coding region: 361-1302 (313 amino acids)
Source: RefSeq, a predicted model, not a curated record
UAACAAAUUCACACACCUAUCAAUAACGGAAGGCAACAAAAAUAAACAGAUGUUUGGGCCAGUAGGCAAUUGUACCUAUUGGCUCUUAGGUGAGACAAAAAGAUAAGAGAUUGGUUCCCUCAAUCCCUAGCCUUAGUGGGGUCCAGUAUAUAACCUUUUCCUACAAGACUAGCCACAUGUUUUUUCAUCUAUCAUUCUUAUAAACUCUACCAGGUGGAAAUGCAACUGAGCUGUUCUUAGAAGUUUUACAUCCAAAUUAUUAUAUUGAAAUGAUAUUGUUUAGUUUUGGUCUUUUAGUCGCUGGUUAAUCUCUUAUCAUCAUCUCUACUUUUCUAGUCGCACUGCAUAGCUUUCUUGCAAAUGCCGGGAACCAUCCAAGUUUCAGUUCUGGAUUUCAAGGGUCUCCAAUCAACAUCACCAUCUUCACAAUCAGUAAAAGUUUCCAUGGGAAAAACAGAGUACCAGACUUGCGACAAGGGAGAAUUCUCGUUUCCCUUGACAACCCUUCAUGACAAUUUGAUUAUAACACUUCAAGAUGCCGAUGGGAAUGAGAUUACGCAUAGAGUAGUUGAGACCAAAUUGGUGGUUGAGAAAGGUGUUUGGGACAACAUAUUUUCUCUCAAAGGAGGUUGGCACGUACAUAUGAAGUUGCAGUUUGUCCUCAGUGAAGAAGAGCGCCAGAGAAUCCGAGUAAUGAGAGAAGCUGCACUAAAGAAGAAACAUGAAGAGCUUUGCAAUAGUGGUCAUGGAAGUCCUGAACGUGCUUCCAUCGGUUACAGUGAAGUUUCAGGUCCGCUACAAAGUUUAUCCCGAAGUGGAUUGCUAGGCGAUGAAGAUACCAAAUUCGAUAGAAUUUAUCCUAUUCAGAAGCAAAAGAACACAGAUACAGUUCCUCUAGAACUAGAGAAGGUUAAUACCUCCAAGAAGCAGGGACCAGCUGUGAAAGCCCAUAGCAAUAUAAGGAAAAUGAUAAGUGCAUUUGAGGGUAGUCUAAACCAGGAUGUGAAACCUUCUGCUAAACCACCGCCAACAAUAUCUCGGACAAGGAAGACUGGAAUAGCAAAUUCACAUCCUAAUGAUGUUGAGACAGAAAAAAUGGUACCACCAAAGGUUGACGUUGAUGCUGCCACUGCUACUGAGGUAAAUGAAGAUGGCAACAAUUCUGAAAAGUUAAGACCACGGUCUGAGAAUUCAGAGGAUCCUCAAGACUCUAUAGGACCUUUUAGACAGGUAGUUAAAGUCAUAAUCAUGGUAGGCUUUGCAACACUAGUUCUCCUAACAAGAAAAAGGACUUACAGAUAAAGUUAGCUGCUGAGAAAUGUAUGUCAUUAUGCUACGAUUUAGAAUCAUUUGGAUCCUAUGCAGACUCUUUGCUUCUUCUUUUAGUUGAUUUACUCCUCUACUAGCAAAUCAAAUUGGAUUUUAUACUCAAAAUAUCUGUAUAAAGAUUCAUGUAAAUUUUUCUGUUAAUAUUCAAUUCUUCAGGAGCUCAUAUGUAAUUUGCACUUGGUUAAAAUAUGCUCCGAGUCGGAAUUUAGUUCCUCUACUUGUCAAUUUUCAAAAUUUAGGUCUAAUUGUUAACUCUAGCUAAAUUUUUCUGUUAAAUUUGUUAGUGUGCCAUUUUGAUAUAAAAAGAAUACUUACUUGGUAGUUAUGUAAUAAAAAUAAAGUUGUAAUGAACUUAAAUUUGAAAAAAAAA